Messenger RNA from Magallana angulata, 1028 nucleotides. RefSeq names its product interleukin-17F-like. Gene Ontology annotation, molecular function: cytokine activity. The record is from RefSeq and is a predicted model, not a curated record. Gene Ontology annotation, cellular component: extracellular region. Bases 26 to 550 code for a protein of 174 amino acids. NCBI's taxonomy places the organism in Eukaryota, Metazoa, Mollusca, Bivalvia, Ostreida, Ostreidae. The transcript is spliced from 2 exons.
GAUUAUCUUGGUCAACGAAAUCACCAUGAUUUGGAAGAUUGCCUUUUGUUUGGGAUUAAUCUACCACUGCGUAAGAAGCUCGUCUCAUGAGACUUCUCAUGGCCACCGCGGGGUGGACACAUUGAAACAAUCUCUAUCCAUUCCCAGACUUCAUGGAGCUCUACGAGAUGAAACGGAGUACGUCAUGGACAUCCUCCGACAAAAUCACGUUGUAAAUGCCAGCGAGAACUCUCUGCCGGAUCUCUCACCUUCACGGGGAUUGGACCAUCUGUCCUCGUCCGGUAGCUGUCCAUGGAGGUACGUGAUAACACGAGACGACAAUCGAAUACCAUCGACAUUAAUAGAAAGUAGAUGUAUUAAUAGUAACUGUCAAGGCGUGGACCGAAAUUCGGACGACGGUUGUAGAGCAGCCUGUCAUUGUCAAGAAGUCUACCGGUUUGUAAAGGUCAAAAGGAAAAGGGUCUCCACAUCGCGUAUCGCGAUGUUCAGUGAAGUGUGGGAACGAUUAGCGGUUGGGUGCACCUGUACUUGUGACUUUUCUACGUCAUGAAAUCAAACGAAAUUUUCUUUGGAAAAUUUCAAAAUCGUAUGAUCAUAUCCAAAAUGACCAAACUAUCCAAAUUUAGACAAUUUUCAUUCAUGACGUGAAUUUAUGUGUUCCGUUUACUAAAAUAUUGUACAGAAAAAAAUAUAUAUCACUGUUUAUUUUUUUGUCAUAGAAAGAGCCACUAUGAAUAAAAGUUAACAUGGCAGGUCGUUUAAGAGUUAAACCAUUCUCAUAAUAUUGGAAUAUUUUUGAUUUCUUUUUUUUUCAGUUUUUUAAAUGACAUAUAGCAAAAAGGUGUACGCUAAAAACAUAUUGAUUUACCUAUCAUAGUUUGAACACGUGUAUAACACAAUUUUUCAAGGAAUGUUUUACAUUAUUAGACUGCAUAAUGAAAAAAACUUAUGCAUUGCAUUUAUAUAAGGUAAAUUAUUUGAUUGAUGAAGACAAAAUAAAAAGUAAAUAUAAUUGAAAAAUGUAAAUU